GAUUUUUCCCGCAUGGUGGCGCUAGUGAUUUGACAGCUGAGUGGUAAAAAAAAUUUCUUUUGCUUUUUCACGUAAAAAUAAUUACAUAAAUUCCUCGAAAAUUCACAGCAGCGGUGCCUUUUGUGCGUGAAAAAGGUCACGGAGGGUACGUGGAGGUGGUUGUGUGUGAAAAAUUACCCCCGUGUUGUGCUGAAAAGAUGCUUUUGGGGCAAAAAUUGCCCACAGAGGUUGAUUUGCUCGAUUCCUACUGAGGAGAACAAAAAAAGUGUCUCACGGAAGACUCGCACUGCUGCUCCGGAGGAGAAAAGACAAAUCCUCGUGCCUAAAAGGAAACCUCUGGGACUGUUUUGUGGCACAGAGGACUGAGGGAAGGAAGUACUUGUGAGGAAGCUUGUGCAAAAAGCAUCACAGGGAGGGGGAUUUUGGUGACGGUGGAGGUUUUUUGUGUGUGUAGUGGCAAAAAUAGGUCGGUUACCUUGAGGUCUUCUUGUGUGUUUUCCCAUCUGCAUCCGCCAGAUUAUUCCGUCGCACAGCGCGGGGUGAAAGUUACCACAUACAGUCGCACAUAGACUGCCCCUUCCGGAGACGCGGGUGUACGGGCCCUGUGUGUGUGGUGCGAAUGAGAUCCCCUGAUUUUGGGGUGUCCAGACGUCGGGGGCAGCAAAAGGUAGCUGAUGAGUGAUCAAUUGCGCGGCACUAACGGGGAUUUCGUGCAAAAGAUGAAUAUGGCAACAGCUGAAAAUAGUAUUCGCUUCAGUGAUCACACACUGGACAAAGCCACCAAGGCAAAGGUGACGCUGGAGAAUUACUACAGCAAUCUCAUCACGCAGCACGGGGAGCGGAAGGAGCGCCUGGCUAAGUUGGAGGCAUCCCUCAAGGAUGACACCCUCACGGAAACGCAAAAGCAGGAGAAGCGCAUUCAGCAUGCCCAGAAAGAGACGGAAUUCCUCAGGCUAAAACGUUCCAGGCUCGGUGUUGAGGACUUUGAUGCCCUCAAGGUAAUUGGGCGCGGUGCAUUCGGUGAGGUACGGCUUGUGCAGAAGAAGGACACAGGACAUGUGUACGCGAUGAAGGUGCUACGGAAGGCGGAUAUGUUGGAGAAGGAGCAAGUGGCGCACGUGCGUGCGGAGCGUGAUGUUCUCGUUGAGGCUGAUCAUCAGUGGGUGGUGAAAAUGUACUACAGCUUCCAGGAUCCCGUGAAUCUCUACCUCAUCAUGGAAUUCCUACCGGGUGGGGAUAUGAUGACGCUCCUCAUGAAGAAGGAUACAUUGAGUGAGGAGUGUACACAGUUCUAUAUUGCCGAAACUGCCCUUGCAAUUGAUUCAAUUCACAAAUUGGGUUUCAUACAUCGUGACAUAAAGCCCGAUAAUUUGCUCCUUGAUGCCCGGGGGCAUCUCAAACUGUCGGACUUUGGGCUGUGCACGGGGCUAAAGAAAUCCCAUCGUACGGAUUUCUAUCGGGAUCUAUCGCAAGCUAAACCGUCCGAUUUUAUUGGCACCUGCGCCAGUCCCAUGGAUUCCAAGAGGCGCGCUGAGAGUUGGAAGAGGAAUCGUCGGGCAUUGGCGUACAGUACAGUGGGGACACCCGAUUACAUUGCACCCGAGGUGUUCCUGCAGACGGGCUAUGGGCCAGCGUGCGAUUGGUGGUCACUCGGGGUGAUUAUGUACGAAAUGCUUAUGGGCUAUCCACCAUUCUGUUCGGAUAACCCGCAGGAUACCUACAGGAAAGUCAUGAAUUGGCGUGAAACGCUCAUCUUUCCACCAGAGACACCAAUUUCGGAGGAAGCAAAGGAGACAAUAAUUCGAUUUUGCUGUGAAGCUGACCGAAGACUGGGCUCACAGCGUGGAAUUGAAGAGACAAAAUCUGUGCCCUUCUUCCGUGGUGUUGACUGGGAGCACAUCCGUGAGAGGCCAGCUGCAAUACCAGUUGAAGUGCAUUCAAUCGACGAUACAUCCAAUUUCGACGAUUUCCCGGAUGUUUCCCUCGAAAUUCCGUCUGCACCGCAUCCACAGGAUGGAGAAAUCCUCAAGGAUUGGGUAUUUAUUAAUUAUACAUUUAAGCGCUUCGAGGGGCUCACUCAGCGAGGGACACCGACGAAAAAGUGAGCAAAAACAUUACGCUAUUAUUGAAUAAUAAAAAUCAGAAAAUUUUUUUAGUGAGCAGCAGCAAGAAAAAAAAAUCUAAGUUAAUUAGUUAAUGUGCACACCAACACACACAUAAAAAAAAGAUAAAUUUGAGUUCUUAGA
This is a messenger RNA of Lutzomyia longipalpis, 2246 nucleotides long. It is a transcript of the gene trc, whose product is annotated as serine/threonine-protein kinase tricornered. Gene Ontology annotation, molecular function: protein serine/threonine kinase activity; ATP binding. The coding region runs from base 675 to 2105 and encodes 476 amino acids. The record is from RefSeq and is a predicted model, not a curated record. Lineage: Eukaryota; Metazoa; Arthropoda; Insecta; Diptera; Psychodidae. Gene Ontology annotation, biological process: peptidyl-serine phosphorylation; intracellular signal transduction. The transcript has 4 exons.